Messenger RNA from Anoplophora glabripennis (Asian longhorned beetle), 1745 nucleotides. Its product is annotated as eukaryotic translation initiation factor 4B. Bases 53 to 1624 code for a protein of 523 amino acids. Gene Ontology annotation, molecular function: RNA binding. Lineage: Eukaryota; Metazoa; Arthropoda; Insecta; Coleoptera; Cerambycidae. The record is from RefSeq and is a predicted model, not a curated record. The transcript is spliced from 10 exons.
UUGUGGUCGUGAUACGGAACUGCCAUUAUUAUCGUGCCAUUAUUUUAAGAAUAUGGCUUCAGGUAAAAAGGGAAAGAAAACGAAGGGUAAAACCUUGGCCUUAACCGAUUUUUUACAAGAAACCAUUGGAACUAUACCUGCCCAACCUAUACGCAAAUCAAAUAUUAAUUGGGCCGAAGAAGUAGAAGAUUAUGAUGGAUAUGACUCUAGGAAGCCAAUUAAUGUUGUCCUUCCUACUGCUCCGAAGGCUUCAAGGGAUUUCGAAGAUUUCAGUGAUAAAGUGCCCAAAGAGCCCCCAUACAGAGCUUACCUCUCAAAUUUACCAUAUGAUGUGGAUGAGGAAGAAAUUAUGUUGUUUUUUAAAAAUAUGAGGAUUGCAAAUAUGAGAAUUCCAAAAGACGACAGAGAUAACACGAAAUUAAAAGGUUUUGGAUAUGUAGAAUUUGAAGAUAGAGAUAGUCUGUUAAAUGCUCUUGCCGUUCCUGAUACAACUAUAAAAAAUAGAAGGAUCAGAAUAGAAGUAUCUGCAAAUACAGAUGACCGCAGAAGGGGGCGAAUGGACAUGGGUAGAGAUAGGAUGGAUAGGGGUGAAUUUACAGGUGAUUGGCGUUCAGGGCCUCGCGUCGAAGCCUCAAAUGAUGACCGCAGAGGAGGUUUUAACAGUGGUUUUAACCGAGACAAUAUGAGAGGAGAAAGAGAAGAAAGGAGUUUCAGUAGAGAUAAUAUGAGAGGGGAAAGAGAAGAGAGAAGUUUUAGCAGAGAUAUUAUGAGAGGGGACAGAGAAGAAAGGAGUUUUACCAGGGAUAAUAUGAGAGGAAGUGACAGAGAUGAUAGAGGGUACAGAGAUAAUACUAGAGACAGAGAUGGAGGAUUUGGUAGAGAUAGAGACAAUAGGGAUGGAUUUAGACGAGACAGAGACGGUUCAGAUGAUAAACAGGGGGGUUGGAGAGAGGGAGAAAGAUUUAAUAAAGAUCAAGAUAGAGGUUUUUCAAGAGAUAGAGGUAACUUUCGGGAUUCAGACCGAGUAAACAGGUACGACGAUAGGGAUGAUCGUAAAGGGUUUGGUAACAGAAGAUUUGACAGUGACAGAGACAGAAAUGAUAGGGGUGGCGACAGAUUCCAAGAAACUGCUAGGUCAGAACCAAGGGAGAGGCCAAAGUUGGUAUUAGCGCCUAGAACGAAACCCGUAGAAAACGUACCUGUUAAAGCAGAGUCAGUGCCUUCAGCUUCAAUAUUUGGAAGUGCCAAACCUGUGGACACAAGUCAGCGUGAGCGGGAGAUAGAAGAAAGAUUAGCGAAGGAACAUUCAAAUAAGUCGAGAGAUGCGAGUAAAGAGAGAAGUUCACAUGUAGAAGAUAGCGAGAAAAAGAUUAUAGAAAGAAGUAGACCUCCAAGAAAAAUAGAGGACAGCCCGAAAAGAGAUAAUGAUGAGAAGAAGACACCCAGAACUGAGUUCAAGUCACCGGAUAAGAAUGAUAAUAGAAAUAAAAUCGAUAAGCCAAAGAGGGAGGAGAAAAAGGAAAAACAUGAGAAAGAAAUGUCUAAAUUUUCUGAGCCAGAGCCACCGAACUUUGCGGCCAGCAACAAAUUUGCAUUUCUAGAAACCGAAGACAUUUCGGACUAGCAACAUGUGAUUGGUAAUUUAGUACAUUAUAAAUAUCGUAUACUGAUUAUUUUUAAAAUAAGUGGAAGGAAAUAAGAAGUUUUUACAUAUUUAUUAUUUUAAUUAUAGAAUAUAUUUUUGU